UUGUGUUUGAGAGUAGAAUAAAUUCUAACGUUUAAGCGUCUAAGUAAACAAUAAAUCUAAACAUUAAACAUGAAGUUCGCUGUUGCCGUAGUCUUGGUUGCCUUAGCCUUGGGUGCUAACUGCUCUGUCCUACCAUAUGGACCAUUUGUGCUGGGUGGACAUUAUCCUGGCGCUGUGGUUGUUGGUCCCCAUGGCCCUGCUGCUGUCACUGUUGCUGCAUCUCCUGUUCAUGUUCCCCUUGUAGCUGGUCCUGGUCCAGUUCAAGUAGUUGCUGGCCCUCAUCCCGCUGUCGUUGCUGCCCCCGCUGUAGUUGCUGCUCCUGCUGUAGUUCCCGCUCACGGUGGUACCUUCGUUGCCAAGACCCGUGGUGCAGUGCAUGUUGCUCCUCUACCCGGUCAUGCCCAAUCUGUUGUAUCUGCUAACUUGCAACCUGCUCCUGGCACUUGGUAAAUCCUCAAAACAUUUAUCUUAGCUUCAACCCCAUUUGUGAACCUAAGGGCAUAUUUUACCAUGUUAAGUGUUAUUAAGCUAUGGCUCCAGAAGUACGACAAUGUUUAUUAAUUUAAGUUGAUUUACAAACAAUUCUACUUCAUUCUCAAAC
Molecule: messenger RNA, 601 nt
Organism: Stomoxys calcitrans (stable fly)
Lineage: Eukaryota; Metazoa; Arthropoda; Insecta; Diptera; Muscidae
Product: adult cuticle protein 1
Exons: 3
Coding region: 70-450 (126 amino acids)
Source: RefSeq, a predicted model, not a curated record